AUGUCCCGUCCCGCUCCGCCGCCCACCUCCGCCAUCGACUGGGCCACGCUCGGCUUCACCGAGCGCCGCGUCGCCGGGCAGGUCGUGUGCACGUGGCGCGACGGCGCGUGGGGCGCGCCCACGUGGAGCUCCGAGCCCGAGCUCAAGAUCCACGCCGCCGCCAGCUGCCUCAACUAUGGCCAGCAGUGCUUCGAGGGCAUCAAGGCCUUCCGCACCAAGGCGGGCUCGGUGCACAUCUUCCGCCCGCACGCCAACAGUGCGCGCAUCAACCUCAGCGCACGCACGGCCAGCAUGCCCACCAUUCCGCAGCCGCUGUUCCUCGAUGCGCUGCGCAAGGCCGUCGCCGGCAACCUGGAGUUUGUGCCGCCGUACGGCCCCAACGCGUCUGCCGGCGCCCUGUACCUGCGCCCGCUGCUCAUCGCCACGGGUCCCAGUCUCAUCCUUGGCCCGCCGAAGGAGUUCAUGUUCGUCGUGUGGUGCACGCCCGUCGGCAGUCUCUACGGCACCGGCGGCGCCUUGCCCGCAAUCGAUGCCUUCGUGCUCGACACCUUCGACCGUUCCGCGCCCAACGGCACCGGACACACCAAGCUGGGCGGCAACUACGCGCCCGUCUUUGGCCCCACCGCCGCCGCCAAGGCGCAGGGCUACCCCAUCACGCUGCACCUCGACUCGGCGAACCACACGCACGUCGACGAGUUCAGCACCUCCAACGCCCUGGCGCUCGCCAGCAAGGACGGCAAGCAGACGCUCGUCGUGCCCGAGUCUCCGUCGAUUCUGAGAUCCGUCACCAAGCUGAGCGUGUGCGACUUGGCGCGGCGCAUGGGCUGGACCGUGGAGCGCCGGCCGUUGGCGUUCGACGAGGUGAAGAGGGGCGACUUUGUCGAGUUCAUGGCCGCCGGCACCGCCGCAGGCAUCACGCCCGUCCGCAGCAUUAGCUACAACACCAAGCAGCCGGUGCGCAAGGCGACGCCGUCGACCAACGACCCGGAGGCCGACGAGCAGGCGUGGCCCGAGUACGAGGAUGCGCCGGACAACGAGGUGAAGCGCAUUGCCUUUGGCGACGGCAAGACUGCGGGCGAGAACGCCGUGGCGCUUUGGAAGGAGCUUACGAGCUACCAGUGCGGCGACCUGCCGGAUGAGUUUGGCUGGAACUGGCCCAAGGAGGGCAUUGUGGCCGAGGAUGCCAUUCGUGCUUGAGAGAGCGCCGC
Messenger RNA from Tilletiopsis washingtonensis, 1208 nucleotides. RefSeq names its product branched-chain amino acid aminotransferase II. Lineage: Eukaryota; Fungi; Basidiomycota; Exobasidiomycetes; Entylomatales. The coding region runs from base 1 to 1197 and encodes 398 amino acids. Gene Ontology annotation, biological process: branched-chain amino acid metabolic process. The record is from RefSeq and is a predicted model, not a curated record. Gene Ontology annotation, molecular function: branched-chain-amino-acid:2-oxoglutarate transaminase activity. The transcript is spliced from 7 exons.